AAAACAUAACUUAUGUUCAUGGACUUUCAGUUUGCAUAAUGCAUUGCCUGAAUUUUAUUAAAUUUCACGGAGUUCUUUUCUGUAACAAAGUCUUUUCAGUGCCAGUGUGUUGCCAACCAACUGGACACCUGGCUUCCCAAAAGCUCAAAUACAUGUUUUCUAAGCUUGGCAAGUCAAGAUCAAAAUGAAGGUAUAAUAAAAAUCCACAUGGAUUUCUAACUUGGAGUCUGAGGUUCAAGACAAAGAUGUCAAAUACAACAAUGAAAGUAUUCUAACACAAGUGACUUUGGAUUCAGAAAUCCACGUAAUUAAAAAAUGCGUCAAGGACCUGACACAUGUCUUCGCUUGCAAGUCAUCAGGUCUGAUUCUAAAAAUUUAUCUUGCAAUUGGAGGAGUCUUCAUCGUAAUUGAUGAACUAUUUGGAGAGCAUGCUUCUUUUUGAUGAGCCUAUGUAUAGAAAUGCUGGAGCUAUUGGAUGACAGACUUCAUCUGGAUCUGCAAAGGUAGAAGAUGAAUCUGCGUUCUGUAUUUACUGUAGAACAACAAAGGAUAUUGCAGCGUUAUUAUGAAAAUGGAAUGACAAAUCAAAGUAAAAAUUGCUUUCAGCUCAUAUUGCAGUGUGCACAAGAAACUAAACUGGACUUCAGUGUAGUCAGGACGUGGGUUGGCAAUAAACGAAGGAAGAUGAGCAGCAAGAGUGCUGUAGAAUCUGGGGGCACUCCCCCGGGGACUGUCCCUACUACUCCCUCAGUACCUCCAGAAGCAGCAGUUAGGAACGUGGUAAAUAUUGCUCGAUCCCAAAGUCAGCAGUCUUCUUGGACCUCUUCUAAUAACGAUGUAAUAGUUACUGGUAUAUACAGUCCUGCUAGUUCAACCAGUAGGCAAGGAUCCACCAAACAGGCAAACACUUCAGUGGCAGAAAUACAUAAAACCUCUAUUCCACGGCUACCAGGAAAAAGCGAUACAGAGUUUCAGCAGCAGCACAUCCCUAUAGGACGACAAGUACCACAUUGUAAAAAUGCUUCCCUAUUAGUAGGAGAAAAGACUAUUAUUUUAUCUAGGCAAACAAGCGUACUGAAUUCUGCAAACUCCAUAUAUAGUCACACUAAAAAAAGCUAUGGUGGUUCAUCAGUCCAGACCGCAGAGUUGGUGUUACCUCAGAAACCCAUGAUAUGCCACAGACCCUGUAAAGCUGAGCCCGUGGGAUGUCAAAGGUUACAAAAACCAGAACAUGCGGCUCUUGCAUCACAUGUGCCCCCUGGACAAAGGGCUAAUACCAGGGACCCUUCUUGUAGCACGCAAAAUCUGGAAAUCCGUGAAGUGUUUUCUCUGGCAGUUACAGAUCAACCUCAAAGAAUUGUGGGAGGAAGCGCAACGCAGAAGCAUUGCUCAGUGGAAGGCAGCUGUCUGUCCAUUGCGAUGGAAACUGGAGAUGUGGAUGACGAAUAUGCUAGAGAAGAAGAACUAGCAUCCAUGGGAGCACAAAUACAGAGCUAUUCAAGAUACUGUGAAAGCAGCAGUUCUGUUCGAGUAGAGAACCAAAGUGCAGCCUUGUCUGGGCCAGGAAGAAACGUGAGCUGUAGUUCACACAUGGUGAAUGCCAGGGACAUGCCUGACAAUAUUCUCUACCAUAACAGAGACUACCACUUGCCUGCACGGACCUCAUUACAUACAACAUCCAGUACAUUAUAUAGCAGUGCUAAUCCAUCAAGAAGUACCUUUUCUCCUCAUUUUACAUCUUCAAGUCAACUGAGGCUGUCACAAAACCAAAAUAAUUACCAGAUUUCAGGAAACCUUACUGUGCCUUGGAUUACAGGUUGUUCCAGAAAAAGAGCAUUACAGGACCGCACACAAUUUAGUGACCGAGAUUUAGCUACCCUAAAGAAAUACUGGGACAAUGGUAUGACCAGCCUGGGCUCAGUCUGCAGAGAGAAAAUUGAAGCUGUGGCUGCAGAAUUAAAUGUUGACUGUGAAAUAGUGCGGACUUGGAUUGGGAAUCGAAGACGGAAAUACCGUUUAAUGGGGAUUGAGGUCCCACCCCCUAGAGGAGGUCCUGCUGAUUUCUCUGAUCAAUCUGAGUUUGUUUCUAAAUCAGCACUUAAUCCAGGAGAGGAAACUGCUACUGAAGUGGGGGAUGAUAAUGAUAGGAAUGAUGAAGUAUCAAUCUGCUUAUCUGAAGGAAGCUCACAAGAAGAGGCAAAUGAAGCUCUUCAAAAUGAAGAAAUCGGUCACAAAGAUGAUGACCAGAAUCCAGUGUCUACUGAUAAUGUGAAAAUAGAAAUUAUAGAUGAUGAAGAAAGUGAUAUGAUAAGUAAUUCUGAAGUGGAUCAAAUGAGUUCUCUUUUGGAUUAUAAGAAUGAAGAAGUCCGAUUCAUUGAGAAUGAGCUGGAGAAUCACAAACAGAAGUAUUUCGAACUACAGACGUUUACUCGGAGUUUGAUACUUGCUAUUAAAUCAGAUGAUAAAGAACAGCAGCAGGCACUGCUCUCCGACUUACCUCCUGAACUAGAAGAAAUGGAUUUCAAUCACGCAUCCCCAGAGCCUGAUGAUACCUCAUUCAGCUUGUCCUCUUUAUCAGAGAAAAAUGCCUCAGACAGUUUGUGAUUUAUUUUUUUUUUUUAAUUGACAAAAAAGAAACCCUGCGUAACACACAGGUUUAAAGAGAACGGCAUUUUGCUAUCCAGCGUUCUUCAGUCCAAAAAAAAGAAAGCCCAAGGUGAAGUAGACCUUCCUGAAGGAUGACUGUAGUACAUCAUGGCUACAGUUUGCAGCGUCAAGAAAUUUCAGAUGUUGUUUUUGGUAAAUGAAAGAACUGUGUGAGGAAAGGUUUCACUUUUAGCAGUUUGGCUUUGAUUAGGAUAACUUCUGACUUUCCAGAAUAACUCUUGCUCUGUAGCAAUGUCUUUUUGAGCAGGGAUCCAAGAAUGGAAAACAAAUGUCCUGUUACACAGACAACUAAUUCUUCAGAGUUGCUUGCUCACCAGUCCUGUUUGUUAUUUUUUUCCCCAUUUUUACUCAGGUAGGUGGACUGAAAAUUGGGAAUCCAAAUAGAAUAACGGGCUUUUUAUGAGUUUUGCUUGAACCCUUUUGAAAUAUGAAAUUAAACUAAAGUGUUUUUCAUUACGUGACUUCAGAUUGUUGAAUCUUCCAUUUUCUGACCAAAACAGCUGAAGAAACUUUGAAAGGCUGAGAGAUUUGAAUUAUUGACAAUAAAUUAUUAACAUGAAGAAGCAGUCCUAAGUGUUGUAACAAAUCAGAUGGGUAUGAGAAACCUGAUAGCUGCAGAACGCAACUUUCUGAUAUUCUCACAGUAGCAACGGGAUUAGAUGCUUACACUACUAUUUCGGGUUUUAUGAAUGUAGUUACAGUUUUUAUUUGUCAAAGUCUGAACGCUAAAGUUCUGUUCAUUGUUUUAAGUAUUGGUUAUAUAUUUUUACACAAACUUUACUCUGUUUUAUCAAGACACUGUCAUAAAUCCACAGCCGUCAUUGUGUCCUGAGGGGUAUUCCAAUGUUUGGAAUUGAGCUUUGCAGAUCUUCUAAGCGUGACCUGGUUUUGAAGUCGCCCUGUCUGAUGAAGUUUUGGCAACUGCCAUGUUAGAGUUGUCAUUUCUAAACUGUGAGCUUGAUUGCGGCAGUGGCUGAAAUGAAUUUCUUCUUUCCUGGCUGUCGUUCACAUUGAAUCCCUUUACUCAUCUGAUUAAAUGGAUGUGCAGACACAUUCAGAUAAAUUUAGUAGGGCACGUAUGUGCAUGCCCGUAUUGUUGAUGCUCUAUAACUUCGAAUCUGAAUAUUCCUUAGCAAGCAUUUUUGAAACAUACCUUCACAGUCUGCUAAAAAGCCUGUUCUUUCAAUUUUAUACCAAAUAAUUAUUUACUCUGGUGAAUCCUUAUUCAUGCAGUACAGUAAGUAAUCCUGUUAAUUUCAGUGGGAGGUCCAAGGUGUAGCUCAGAAAAUCGAAUGUUGGGGAAAUAACACCGUUUUUUUGGGGUGUUUUUUCUCUUUAAUACUGGGAUUAACUCACAAUUUGAGGUUUUUCUCAGUCUGGUCUGUUUCUCCCUAAUCACUUCUACAGCUUUUUUUUUUAAUUGUUAGCAAGCUCUGUUGUUUAAGGUUUUUUUUCUGUCUCUGUGUUGUCCUUGGGCAUGGGGAACUUUUAACAACAUUGUUAAACGCCAGCUGCAUAAAGGAUAGUAGCAGUUUUAAAAACUGUUCUUAAAAACAAAAAAAAACCCAAAGCACUUUCACAGUUCUGGCUGCCACACAAUUCAGUUAGUUCCCAAAAGACCUCUUACCAUCUACUCUACAGAGUAACCCCACAAAAGCAAGCUGUUGGGCCUGUGUUUGAGUUUAGGCACUAAACUCAGAGCAGAAUCCCAGGAGAGAGGGAAGGCACUGUGUAACCAGGAGGUAAGUGGUGGGUCACUCAUCCUGUCACUGCCUGAGCUGAAACGUUACCUCCCGGCUGGCAGACACGUCCUUAUAGCCUUCCUCAGAGGAGGAGCAGUGUUGUACAUGCCUGUUGAAGUGACCACUAAUCAAAAAUUAAUUCAGGUUUGUAAGCAAAGAUCACAGUACUGUCCUUCAAAUGUAAGACAGGGCUCAACUGUAAUUCUGCGCUCUCUGAAAAAAUCCUUUAUAAAGGGUUUUCUAUACUGGGUUAACAAUGCUUUCUAUUACUGUUCUCUCUAGAUAGGAAAUUUGUGCCACUGACAAUGAAACCUCUUGUUUUCUCUGAGCUUUGCUGAAAUAGAAAAAAAAAAUAGUACUGUGAUUCGACACUAUUUGAACCCUCUUUUCCUGCUGCUUUGACUUAAAUUCCCAUGAUAAAAAGCAAGAUACUCUUAAUGAGAAUUCUUGGUUUCAUGGUCAGUUAAGUCAUCCACCUUUAUAGAAGAAAAAAUUUUGUUGAUGAUUUGUAUUUUGCUGUCUUGCUUUUAUUUCAUAUGCAAAACCAAUAGAAGGAAUUAAUUUUGAAUGAAAUACUACCAGAUUCAAGCAAUUCCGUAAGUCCCUUUUCUCACGGAAGCUGGAAUCCUCUUUAGGAUGUGCAGCUGAAAGUAGCUGCAGUCAACACCCACCUCGACCCUGUGGGCAUGUUGGUCUUUGGCCCUUUUCUCCUGUAGGGUGACAAGACAAAACAUAGCCAAGUACUCAUGUUUUCAUACCCUGGAAUACUUGACAAUAUUACAGGAUAUUCGGGAAGAAGGAGUGUAAGUUAUGUUCCUAUAUAACAAAAUGCUAUAGAGGAUAAUACUGUACAGCUGUUCUCCAUUUUUUUUUCAAUAUCGGUGUUUAUUCUCUGUCAUAUGUAAAACAAAAAUUUAAUGCUAUGUUACCAUUACUGGUAUUUUAAAUCAUUGCAACAAUAGUUCUGCUGUACAGUGGCUGAAGAGCAGCUUACGAGGUCCUGUAACACAACACUUAACCAUCCUUGAGAGUUAUGAAAAUACCUAUCCAAGUAUGGCACUUCAGACUAGCACCGCACACGGUGCUUUGUCAUUUAGGGGUUUCUUUUGGUUUGCUGGUGUCCCUGACACAACGUAAUGUGUUAAUCGAGUUUGCAGAUUGCACCCCCAUUGGGUAACACGUUCAGCUGGACCUUAGAACAGUACGAGAGAAGUGGGCACAUUCCUUCCCAACUUCGUCCUAGUAAUUGUGCUGAGACAAUAAUGACAGGCAUCGCAUUCUGAUACACAGUCACCGGGACACUCGUUUCCAGAUGAAAUUCUGAAAGUUCAAGUGAUGGGGAACGAUGGGGAUGGCUCUCUGGGCCCAUGGCAUGUUAGGGUUUGGUUUAUGGUUAUUUCCUCUGUUCGUAGGAUGAUAACAAAAGCCCACAUUAAGUGCUAGCCCAUCAUUUGCAUAGACCUUCCGUGCCAGAUAAAGCUGACAUUGUGUUGCGUUACAACGACAGAUAUAAGCCCCCCUUCCUCUUUUGCUUAUUUAGCCCUGUAAUAUGAAUAACUGCUACAGCAGAAGUGCCACGUAUUGGUAUUUUUAUUGUCUCUGUGAAGGCUCUCAUUUGCUUUGUCUGUGAAAGAUGACUUCCCCAGCAUUGUUUAUUCCCGAUGUAUCUGUCAGAACACAAAUGAUGAAGUGUGUCUUUCUGAAGAAACCAAAGUGGGAAAAGGUAGUUCAGAACAGACACUGUAAAGCAGCGGCAGGAUGCUCGCUCUCCUUAGGGAGCAAUGAAAGUCUUUGAUGCUAGCAAGCUUGCUUAUAGUUAAGAAAGCGGUUUCCUGAAGCGAUGCCUCUUUUCAUUUCCCUGCAGAUGAUGCUUCUGUCAAGUCGAUAGGUCUAACAGGAAUGAGUAAUAGUAAAUAUUCUAAUAGGUGAUUUUUUUGGCAGAUUUAAAAGUACACGAACAGAUGCAGCAUACAAGUGUCAGUUUUCUUGAGUGCUUGGUUCUUGAAGCAGCACUGCACUUUAAUCUUUCCAAGUAUUUCUUUUUCGCUAAGGCAAUAAAAAGUCUGAAAAUGACAAGCAGAUUGUAGGCUUUGCAGUCCUCUGAGUGAAAAAAGGAAUGUACCGGUUGUAUCUUCAUCUUCUUAAAUUGGGAAGCAGCUUAUCGAUUCCAUUCACCAAAUGGAGACGGCUAUAUCUACCGUUGUGGUUUGUAUAGUUGAAAUGAUAGGAGAAAUCAACGGUAUCAUGAACAUCCUUAUUGUGGAAAUGGAAAUUACUGCUUAAAAUCAAUCAGCUAUCCGGUUUGAGAUCUAUUGCACUACCGUAGUAGCAACAUGAAAAAGAAACUAACGCACAGCACUAACUUUUCCCUGGAUACUGUAGUCGUAGUUGACUGUUGGUCUCAGGAUACUGAUAGCGUAAGGAAAGACAAUAAUAUGCAUAAAUGGAAUAGCACAGAAUAUCUGAAACAUGAAGAAUUUGUAACUUGUAAUGUUACAACCAAAAGCUUGAUUUACUACCUCUGGUCCCGCUGCCCAGGUCCUUCGGGCCAGGCGGUGAGCCCCCAGCCUGCCUCGCGUCAGAGGGCUGCCAGCUGCCUCACCUUCAGCUUGCGUUUCGAGAUUCUGCCUUCCCUGCCCCAGAUCAUCACAAGGCGGAGGAAGUUGCUCAGUUGUGAGAUGCCUGAUCAAAGGUAGAGGACGGUUAGUGAGAAAACUCCAGCUAGUUAUUAGAAAAAAUCACAAGCUGGUUUAUGGAGUUUGAUUUCUCUACCCGAUUAAUAUUUUAGCACACUGGCCAAAUGUGAAAACUUAAAAAUUAUGAGCAAAAAAAUGAAUAAGUGGUACUACAAAAUUGUUUUUUUCCAUGGCAGAAUAGGGUUUCAUUCUGUAUUUAAAGAGUAUUCUGUAUUAAAAGAGUAUUUAUUUGUCUCUGAAAGGCAGCAGCUGACAUUUUGGUCAGAAGACAACAGACAUAAGUGGGGCAGAAACUUGGGCUUGUGGUGGUUGUUGUUUUUAAACGAAUGAGCAAUUCCUCUUCCAUAAAAGAGAUUCUUAAGAAUGUUCCUGUAAGGAAAAUGGUUUCAGGUCAGUGCUUUGGUUCUGGGGAACACUUACUGUAUUACUGAACUAAGUAAAUAAUUCUUUUCAAAUUCUGUAUUACGUUUUACACACGCUACCUCUGAAACGAGACACCACCUUUAAAACCACACGAAAAUGUGAACUUCAACAUUUUUUUUUUUAACGUUUUAUGGGCAAUAAAUUAUUUCCAACAUGCAUCCUUAAAUUUUGUGCUUGUUUUUUAGUUGAGUGUGAGAUAUUCAGUUUGGUUUAAAUUUUAGUACUAUUUUUAUGUAUUUGUCUUAAACACAAUCUAUGGACAAGGAAAUAAUAAAGAUGUGAUAUUAGGGAGGAAAGACGAGCAUAUGUUAAUGGUAGUACGUAUUUCUAUUAAAGCUGAAGGAUGAUGUUGUAAAUGAGAUACCUGUGCUAUUUUUGGUACGGUUACUGUAAGGAAUAGAUAUUAUCCUUUAUUCUGGUACUAAACGAUUGUCGUAACAUUUCUCAAUACAUCAUAGAUUAAUUUAUCAGAGAGAACAGUCAAAUAAUGAGUCUCAGCAAUGUAAUGAAAAGGAAUAGGAUUUUACAUUUUGAGACAUACAGUUUCAUAAAUAUGUCCUCAUAUUUUUAUUUCAGCUAUUGUUUCUUUCUCUUUUUUUGCAUAACAAUAUGUAUAAAGACCUUGUAGAAACAAUUUUGAUUUGCUCGUAAGCAAAUUUUAAAUUAAAAUGGAUCAGUAGCAAGCUAAGGUUAAAACCUAAGCGGUAGCCCAUGUUUGGGAGCAAAGUUUCAACUGAAGAGAGUCCCUAUAACUUCCCCCAUCCCAUCUGUCUCUGAAAUCCAGAGGGGAAGGUUAACGGAAUAUUGAAGCCUCUUCAGCCUGGGGCUGGGGAGGGAAUGAGACCCCAGGAGACAUUUUGGUUGAGUAGCAGAAAUGAAGAUCCUGGGCUUUUAUUCAAGAAAAAUGACAAUAAACUAAAAAAUUUUUACACCUUGGAAGACAAGAGCUUCUACUUUAUCUUCAAAUUUUUAUGAAAUAUAGUUCAAAAAGUCAUUGGCAAAUCCACUGAAAUGUGGGAAAAAAUGUACUCUCCAAUGGAAAUUUUAUCAUUUUUAUGAUUAUUUCUAGAAUUACUGAGUGUAUAUGAAUACACAUAUGCAUAUUUAUAAUGUGCACAGAUACACUGAACUUGAUCAUCAUUAUUAGCAUCUAAAAGGCUAUUUUCACUUAAAAUAUUAAUGUAGUUCUAAAAUAUCUUUUAUUUGCUCACAUUUUUGUGUCUUACCAUAUAUCGAUUACAUAGUUUUGAAAUUUAGUCCAACACAUCCAUACGAAUAUUGUUUAUAGUUUAACUCCAUGCAAAACUGAUAACUUUUAGGCUUGGAAAUUUAUUAAAAUGCCCAUAAUAAUGGUAUUUCUAAGUGAUCUUGGCAAAUAAACAAACUGCUGUAUUUAUGAAGAGAGAAUGAAUCAUCUGCCAUGAUGAUUUAUGCUUUAGUUUCACUAAAGGUAUCAGUUGGAUUUAAAAAAAAAAUUCUGAAAGUUUAAAUGUUAUUGUAUCCCUUGGAUGUUUUCCAUAGCCUCCGAAACAUAAGAUAAUUGAUGAUCUUAAAAGUUGUCUCAUUUCUUUCUGGGCCAAUUUGUUAAGCUUUGUAACCUGAGUGUAUUACUGAGUUUCGCUGUGAAAAUCAAUAUUUAUGUUGCAUUUUUAUUAUUUGCAUCAGUAUGUAGCAAAGAAACUACUACAAAUCUUAAACUGAAGUACCUCCACUAUGGUCCAGGACAUGUGAUCUUGGCUUAUUUGAAAGAUAGAUGCCUAGUGAAAUAUUCCAUACAUUUGUAUUGAUUUUUUUUUUCCUGUAUAUAUAAGGGUAUUUAUAAUCUUGUAUUAACAGAGUCAUCAUGAGAAAUGCUUAUUUCCUUCUUUAGAAGCCUGCUCAGCUAUUUUUAUAUAAAAUGUUGGUCUUCGCCUUAAUUUUUUUUUUGUGAAAAAUUGUGCCAUAGAUAUUUUAACUUAUCCACAGAUAGUUUACAGAACUUGCUUUAACUUGUCUUUAGUUAAUUAUUUUUUCCUCAGAUUGUUCUAAAUUGUUUUCUCCUCCAAAUGUGUGUCAAGAUUGUUUUGCUUCCUUAAUUUUUAUUUUUUUUUAAUGUUUUUGGAGAUACCUUCAUAUGCAUGCUUUGGUAGAUCAAGUUUUUUCUCUGUAGUUUAUUGUUUCUAGUUUAGCAAAACCUUUCAUUGAAAAAAAAAAAAAUAACGAAGUAAUGCUUGUACAAAUGUAUCUAGAAUGGCCCAAAUGGUCAGAGUAAAGGGCUAUUUAGCAUUGGCAAAUUUGUCUACUAGACUCAAGGAUAUUUUUCUACAUCUGUCGAGUUUGGGACUAUGAAGAAAUGAAAUAAAGGUUAACUAACUCUUUUUCCUAUA
This is a messenger RNA of Chroicocephalus ridibundus (black-headed gull), 9894 nucleotides long. It is a transcript of the gene HDX, whose product is annotated as highly divergent homeobox. Gene Ontology annotation, molecular function: DNA-binding transcription factor activity, RNA polymerase II-specific; RNA polymerase II cis-regulatory region sequence-specific DNA binding. The coding region runs from base 511 to 2604 and encodes 697 amino acids. The record is from RefSeq and is a predicted model, not a curated record. The transcript is spliced from 11 exons. Gene Ontology annotation, biological process: regulation of transcription by RNA polymerase II. Lineage: Eukaryota; Metazoa; Chordata; Aves; Charadriiformes; Laridae.